Messenger RNA from Grus americana (Whooping crane), 1913 nucleotides. It is a transcript of the gene KAZALD1, whose product is annotated as Kazal type serine peptidase inhibitor domain 1. Bases 233 to 1129 code for a protein of 298 amino acids. The transcript is spliced from 5 exons. NCBI's taxonomy places the organism in Eukaryota, Metazoa, Chordata, Aves, Gruiformes, Gruidae. Gene Ontology annotation, biological process: regulation of cell growth; regulation of signal transduction. Gene Ontology annotation, cellular component: extracellular region. The record is from RefSeq and is a predicted model, not a curated record. Gene Ontology annotation, molecular function: insulin-like growth factor binding.
CACGUUUCGCUGACAUCACGGCGGGUGUCGGAGCAGCCGGGGGCCAGCAGUCCCGCCGCCACGGCCACUGCGCACCCGCGCCUGCCCGCCAGCGGCCCCCCGAAACCGCCGCUCCCUGGCACCGGCACCUCCGGCCAGGAUGGCUGCUCGAAUCUAGCCAGGGAAGCGAGGGCAGUGCCGGAGAUCCCUGUCUAAGUGAUGGUGGGACCGGGAUAGAGGAGCUGCCGCGAGGAUGUCUGAAGCCAAGACCCUGAGCUCCUCUUGCCUUGUGCUUUCCUUGCUCUCCUUGCACUGGAGUUUGCUCCAGCUGGGCCAGGCUUUUCCCAGCACCUCCGACUACCUCCAGCGGGGCUGGCAGCGGCUGCUGGAGGAAGGGGAGGGCUGCGCCGAGUGCCAGCCAGAGGAGUGCCCGGCGCCACGCGGGUGCCUGGCUGGCACGGUGCGGGAUGCCUGCGACUGCUGCUGGGAGUGCGCCAACCUGGAGGGACAGAUCUGCGACCUGGACAACACCAACCACUUCUACGGCAAGUGCGGGGAGCACCUGGAGUGCCGACUGGAUGCCGGGGACCUGCGGCAUGGAGAGGUGCCUGAGCCCCAGUGUGCCUGUGUCUCCCGCCUGGCCCUCUGUGGCUCCGAUGGCAAAACCUACGCCCAGAUCUGCAGGUUCCUGGAGGUCGCCCGUGCCCACCCCGACACCAAUCUCACCGUGGCCCAUGAGGGUCCUUGCGAGUCAGAGCCCCAGAUUACCUCUCCUCCCUACGAUACGUGGAACGUCACUGGGCAGGACGUCAUCUUUGGCUGUGAGGUUUUUGCCUACCCCAUGGCAUCCAUUGAGUGGAGGAAGGACGGCAUGGAGAUGCUGCUGCCCGGAGAUGACCCCCACAUCUCUGUCCAGUUCAGAGGUGGCCCCCAGAAAUACGAAGUGACGGGCUGGCUCCAGAUCCAGGGCGUGCGGGUGACAGAUGAAGGCACCUACCGCUGCUUUGCCAAGAACAGGGUUGGGGAGGUGGUGGCGUUAGCCAGCCUGACCGUCUUCACACCGGAUCAGCUCAACCUGACAGGCUUUUCCCUGCCGAAGCCCCGCACGACGCCUGAGGACUAUGGGGAAAGUGAGGAGGACUAUUACUAGCCUGGAGAUGGGAUGUCUGUCUGGCUGCAGAGAUCACCUUGCCCACUGUGGCCAUACCCAGGGGUUGGGGACAUCUUGGGAACAAGCAUCCCCCCAGCCCAAAACUCCUUCUCUGAACAGUCCUGGCACAGUGGCCUCUUUUUUGGGGUUGGGGGACAGGGUGACACAUCCAUUUGCUGGGGGUGCUCAGGGAGGGGGGGGUCCUCGGGGAGGGGAUGCCGGCUGGUUGGUGGCGCAGGGCUGGGACGGGAGAGACUCUGCCUGGGGCAGGGUGGGUCUGUCCUCCAGCAUGGAGCGGGGAUAUGGUGGCUGGUGGGACACUGUGGGAACAGCCAUGCCAUGUGUGACAAGGACUUGGUGCUGGGGAUGGAGGUGGCCCCCCCUGGGAGAGGGAGACCAGGGCAGGGGCAUCUCUGCCCUGUACAAACAUUUUGGGGAAGCUGGAGCAGAGGACUGGGACCUGGCUGUGACACACAGUGUGUCACCCUCAGGGCUACCAGUGUCCCCCAAGGCAGGGACAGCCAGUCUUCUCCUCAGGACCUGGGGAACUUGCUGCCAAAACAUCCUUCUUUCCUGGUUUGUUUUUGAACAGAAAAGUAGCGAUUUGAGGAAACCAGACACUUGUGGUUUUCAGUGCUAUCUUUGCUCCCCUGGACAGCACUGGCCCAACCACCCCUGUGGUCAGAAACACUUUUUCAACCAACUUUGUGCUUUCCCUACCAAGCAGCUCUUUACUUUGUCAUUUCAGUUAAUGUUAGUUAAAAUACACAUGUAGGUCAAAACC